AUGGCUUCAGCAGAACCAUUUAAUCCCGAUGAUUUUGAAAACAAUAAUCCGUUUUCCUCUCCAAAUCAUGAUGAUCAUAUAAAUCGUGUCGAGGAGCCAGCAUAUGAAGAAGAACCAACGAACGAAGAAAUAACGAGCGAACAACAAGAAAACAGCAAACAGGAUGUACAAGGGUAUGAUCAAUUAUCAGAGGAGGAGUUGCACAAGUUACUACCAGAGAGAUUUACGAAUAAAUAUCAGAUCAAUAUCAAGCUCACUGCAAUUGAGAAGAACAAGGCUGGAAAUCCAAUCUUAAGAUUUGAUUCCACUGUCAGAGGGUUACCAAAGUUUCGUAGCCAGAAAUAUAAGGAUGUUCGCCGAACUUACAAUGAAAUUGUGAAGUUUAACAAAUAUUUGACGGUUUCCAACUUGGAAGUAUUUGUGCCAGUGAUUCCCCUGGCAAUCACGUCAUAUCCUGCAAAUGGGGAGGAUGAGACAAAGCAAUUACAUAGUGUAUGGCAAGAAUGGUUUAAUAGGAUCACUAGCAAUCCAAUUUUGAUUCGUGAUGAAGAAUUUGUUUAUUUCAUUGAAAACGAUUUUGGAUAUUCUGUUAUUAACAGUAGUCGUAAAUCUUCGGUCGCCAGUGGAUUGGUACGUAAGACUUUGAAGCAGUUGGCGAUUCCUUAUGAUCCAUAUGAAGAAUUAGCCGAGUUUCGACCAUUGAUUAAAUCGUCUUACUUGAUAUGCCAGAAAUUGCAUAAAUUAUUGGACAGGAACUCCAAAGCUGAGAAACAAUUAUCGCUACACAUCAAUGAGUUGGCGACGAAGCUCGUUAAUUUGUCCGAAUUUGAGAUUAUACAUCCAGGUAUGAAGAAUAUGUGGGAAAAACUUUCAAGAGUGACUACCAUUCAAUCAGAUUUGACAUUAAUUCAACUGAUUAAUGAUAUGGGUACUUUGGGAGACGGAAUACAAACCUUAGUUAAUGAUUUCUAUGAAAUUAAAGAAGCUCUCACCAAUCGUCAUUUAAUCAUGAGAGAAUUAUUACAGGCAGAGACCCAAACGAAAGCAAAACACUAUCAAGCCACGAAAAUUAAGAACAAAUCUGCGUUGGAUCCUAUAAAAGUCGACGAAGCAAUAAGAUCGUUAGAAUAUGCUACCAAGACUGAGGAAUCACUUAAUUUACAGAUAAAGAGAAUUUCAGGAGAGAUGUUGUUUGAAAAGGAAGAAGUGCUAAACCAUGUGGAUCAAAAAUUUCAAAAAAUGUUUAAAGCAUACACUUUAAACAGAGUUGAUCAACAUAGAAAGAUCCUCAAGCAUUUGGAGCACAUACGGUUAGAUAUUAGGAUUAUCGAUGAAAAAGGAGGAUUAUCGAGAUUAAAUAGAGACAAUUUGAGCAAUUUGAAACACAACUUGACCCAGUCACAGUCAAAUAACGGCGAUUCGUGGUCAUCUCGGACUUUCCGAUCAUUAAAGAACGACAGAGAAGCACAGAAGGAAGCAUCGAAGAACCAAGAUAAUGUAAAUGACAAUAAUAUCGUGGAUGCAAAGCACGCAGCAAGUAUAUUAGGAGUUGCUACAUUUUGA
Messenger RNA from Debaryomyces fabryi, 1563 nucleotides. RefSeq names its product retromer subunit (gene VPS17). Gene Ontology annotation, molecular function: phosphatidylinositol-3-phosphate binding. NCBI's taxonomy places the organism in Eukaryota, Fungi, Ascomycota, Pichiomycetes, Serinales, Debaryomycetaceae. Bases 1 to 1563 code for a protein of 520 amino acids. Gene Ontology annotation, biological process: retrograde transport, endosome to Golgi; intracellular protein transport. The transcript has a single exon. Gene Ontology annotation, cellular component: endosome; retromer complex; retromer, tubulation complex. The record is from RefSeq and is a predicted model, not a curated record.